This is a messenger RNA of Trichoplusia ni (cabbage looper), 2016 nucleotides long. Its product is annotated as L-lactate dehydrogenase B chain-like. Gene Ontology annotation, molecular function: oxidoreductase activity, acting on the CH-OH group of donors, NAD or NADP as acceptor. Gene Ontology annotation, biological process: carboxylic acid metabolic process. Bases 648 to 1844 code for a protein of 398 amino acids. The transcript is spliced from 7 exons. NCBI's taxonomy places the organism in Eukaryota, Metazoa, Arthropoda, Insecta, Lepidoptera, Noctuidae. The record is from RefSeq and is a predicted model, not a curated record.
UUUUAUUUACAUAAAAAUUUAUGGACCUUCAAAAUUAUUUUAUUUAUUCCACUUAAUCUAAUCUGAUCUCGCAGUAAUCCCAUCCAAAUUUGCUACUCGUAUUUAAAGGGCUCCCUUAGUCUAGCCAUCGUAAAAUCAACAAGGACAGUCCAAGGAUAAUAUCAUUUCCACAGUCAAGGGCACUUGAAGGCGUACUCAGCGUACCUACCUACUCAUUUCUUUGUCCCAAGGACACAUCUUACUUACAGACAAUUCGUAAGCUGGCGCUAGUAAACGUUGAUGUAUUUGCCCAUGAACGGCUUUUUUUUUAUAAUUUUGAUAAAAAAUAUUUGAUCUGAAGUCUAAGUCUUGGUCAGUUUUAGAGUUGUAAGUAGAUACUAAUGACAUAUACAUUUUAUGAAAUACCAGCGUUACAUCGACUUUUGAAACAAUUAAUUUAAUACCCACCUACUUUGUUAUUUAAAGAAAGCAUCCGCGAUCAUUUUCAUAUUGGCUGCUAAAUCAUAGACCAAUAUAACCAUCUGUAUUGACAGCCAAAAGCUUUGAUACGUUCUAUCAGCCGUCAAAUAGUGCACACAUUUUAAAAUCAAUCAAAUCAAAUAUCUUUAUUUGCUCAUUUAUUAUCAACGUUUUAUUUAUAUUCAGACAUGAUUCUUCAGAAUUUCACAAGAUUGCCGCAUCUAUCCAUCGGUAUGAAAAAGAAUCUGUUCUUAAAUGCCUCUUGCGUAUAUAAUGGCAUUUUACUUCCUUACGUGAAAUCUAUAAAUAGGGCUUAUUCAAAAGCCGAAGACGAUCCACCUGAUGACGAGGAUGUUAGGAAGAGUCGUCCUUGCAAGCAGUUCACUACUAUAGGCAAGAUACUGAACAGCGUUGGGGCUAAAUCUUUGGCAGGAAACAACAAAGUCAGUGUUAUAGGUCUUGAUGAUAUUGGCAUUGCUACUGUGUUCGCUCUACUCACUCAGAAUGUGACUGAUAACGUCUGUAUGAUUGAUUUAAAUGAAGAGGUGUUGAAAGGAGAGCACUUGGACCUCCAAUAUAGCUCAGUGUUCCUGAACAAUCCCUGCAUCACCGCCAGCAAAGAUCCAGCCGCUACGCGAGAAUCGAAAGUUUGCGUGGUCACCACCGGUACUUUUAAAGGCAGGGACGAAGACGAGUCGGAGUACGUCGCUCGGAAUGCUGGGAUAAUCCGGGCGAUCGUGCCAUCGCUAAUGAGGCACAGUCCGAACGCAAUAUACAUAAUUGCAAGCGACCCCGUGGACAUUCUGAGCUACACGACGUGGAAGCUGAGCGGGGUGCCGAAGCACAAGGUGAUAGGCACCGGGACGAUGCUGGACACGGCACGGUUCCGGUACCUGCUGUCCGACAAGCUGGGCAUAUCACCAGAACAUUGCCAUGGCUUUGUUAUUGGACAGCAAGGACAGAGAAGCGUUCCAGUGUGGUCUAGCGUGAACAUAGCUGGCGUGCGCCUCAAGGACAUAAACCCUCAAAUUGGUACGGAGAGAGACCCCGAGUCCUGGUCGGAGGUGCACGAGGAGGUGAUGAAGUCUGCAGAUAAAGUGCGACAGCUGAAGGGAAACUCAAGUUGGGCUGUCGCUCUUGCGGUCUCUGACUUAUGCCGCGCAAUAUUUACGAAUAAGAAUACUGUUAUUCCUGUUUCGACUCAUGUUAAGGGUGAGCACUCGAUUAGGGAAGAUGUGUUUCUAUCCCUGCCCUGCGUUAUAGGUCGAUCAGGAGUCACUGACAUUGUCCGUCAAACUCUCACUGAGGUGGAAGCCCUGCAACUACGCAGGUGUGCUGAGAACGUUGCGCAAAUGCAAGAGUUUGCCAGCAAACUUAUGACCUAAUUGUUGUGUUUUUAAGUGGUAUCUCUGUGAUUAGUCACUAUAGGUAGUACUAUUUACUAAAAACGUUUAUAAAAUUACUUUAAAUUUAGUACUAUUUCGUUUAUUUCGACAUGUUUUGUGUGUAUUAUGUUUAUUGUAAGGUAUUUGAAUUAAAUGUGUUAUUGCUGUUUUA